Mus musculus (house mouse) is the source of this 4197-nucleotide messenger RNA. It is a transcript of the gene Ccdc34, whose product is annotated as coiled-coil domain containing 34. Lineage: Eukaryota; Metazoa; Chordata; Mammalia; Rodentia; Muridae. The coding region runs from base 398 to 1021 and encodes 207 amino acids. Gene Ontology annotation, cellular component: sperm midpiece; sperm end piece; motile cilium. The transcript is spliced from 4 exons. Gene Ontology annotation, biological process: spermatogenesis. The record is from RefSeq and is a predicted model, not a curated record.
UUUUUUUUUUAGUGAUCCUGAGCUUUUAUGAGGAAGGGGGAAUAACCAUGGCUUCAGGCUUCUGCCUUUUCCUUUUAAAGGAUCCGCUUUAGUGACACUGAUAAGUGUCGUGCACCAAAUGGCCUUCAACACCACAGCAAACACAGUACUCGGGACAGCAUCAGGAAUGGGCGGACGACUCGGGGAGACGCCAAGCUGAAGCUGUCAGUCAGGAACCUUCCUACCUGGACUGAGGAAGCCAAGCUCUUCCAGCCCAGACAAAGCCCCUUGCGGGCUACAAGCGUCGCUAUGACAACACGGCCUAAAGCUGGCGCUGAUUGGUCGGACGGCGCGCGCGGAGCCUGCUGGGAGAACGCGCCUUCGGCCUUGCUCGGGCCGUUUGAACUUGGCGGGCCUGAUGCGGGCCGCUGGGCCGUGGCGGGCUGCCUCUCCGGCUCCGUGCACCCGUUACCUCGCCCGCUGCAAGCCGGGCUUCCGGCCCUCCUCGAGUUUUGUCGUCGACCUCUUAGUGGAUUCCGGGGAUCCAGGGCUGGAGGAUGUGGCGCUGACCGAGUGCUUGUCGCCGCCGUCUCUGAGCUGCAGCAACUCCACCCUGUCCCUGUUGUCUCCCCUUGGCCACCAGAGCUUUCCGUUUGGCGCGGACGACAGUGAGGGGGAGGAUGAAGAGGCCCUGGACGAAGAUGCCCGUGAGUCCGAGAGCAAGGUGGAGAGCUUGGAAGGAAUAGAGUUCCAGCAGCGCUCCAGCUGUGAAGUUGAGUCGCAAGACAAACAAGAGAAGCUGGUGCUGUUACAGCACGGCAGUCUGACGCCAUGGGAGAUGUGGUUUGUUGGCAAGGAGAAAGAAGAGCGAGGCCGGCUACAACAGAAAUUUCUGGAGGAAUUAAAUCAGCAAAUAGAAAAAAGAAAAGAAAUGGAAGAACGUGAAAAAAGGAAGAUAAUUGCUGAAGUAAAGCACAAGGAAUGGGUUCAAAAGAAAAAUAAGCAGGUCAGAGAACUGAAGUCCAUGGAGAGGGGACUGUGACUUGCUCUGAGAGUUUGACUUUGGGCUACCCAGGGACCUAGUUGUGGAGGGAAGAUGGCACCGACCCAGAGAGAGCCAGGAGACGGGAGGAAACAGGAUCACUGGUGAUGUAAUUUUUAAACGGUCCCUGAAUGUGGCCACACCAAUGCACUUUCAGCCACUCUGAGUCAGCGUUUCUUGAUGCCAGGGCAAGAUGCUAUACUUGGCACAGCCUCCUCUUGCCGUCUUUGAUCUGCCUCUUCUGAGAGAAAUAUCUUUGAAGGAAUACUCUCAAGCAGUCAUCCAAAUAUUUAAUCCUUUAAACGUGCAGACCUUUGUAAUGAGCGGUGCAGGAUCCAUAUAACCUGCACAAAAAGGCAAAGUAGAUGGUGCUGUCAGUAAGCUGUGCCCAGAAGUGGGAAGUAUGACUUUCAGUCUUGCUUCUUUCACUGAAUACCCAGAAAGGGCAAAUUCCUGAACAAACUCUCCGGGACUUGCCGUCUCAUGUGGAAAUUGAGAUGGUCAGAAAGAGCCAUUUCCAGGUUUCUUUUGUGUUAGCUAUUGUCAGAAGACCAAUCGUUGACACAAUUUUCAUAACAUUCUCUUGCCCCUCUUUUCCACUCAUGUCCUCUCUCAUCCUUUCUGUGUGAAGGGAAAGAAAAGGCAUAAAGUUGAAAGUGUUGCCUUUGGCCAAGUAUAUUCUUUCCUGGCCGAAAUUAUACCCUUGAAGAGUUCACGUGUGUGCACAUUUAAGUCAGCAGCCCUCAAAGAUUUCUCUAGAGAGCCUGGACAUUUUCUUCCCAGUUUAAAGAAUGGAGCUAACUAACAACAUAAAUUUGGAUUUGAGGAAAGACAUCCCCAAGUCCACCAUUUACUAAUAAAAAAAUAAUAAGGCAAACCAAAUUGAAUGCAAUUAGUAACUUUUAGAUGGUGUGCUAGCCUACUUAGGGAUGCUGUUGGCAUGCAUUACCUGUAUCUGACACCCCUGGGUGGUAGCCACCCCUCCUGGCAGGAGGAUUUUCCUAAUUCUGACUCUAACAUGUUGUGACAGGAGACCUGCAAGCCAAGGGAGUAAAAACACACAGUCACAUGCAGUUAGUGUUUGGUUUCUCAGAAUGCUCGUAGUUUUUUUUUCCUUUUAAACCUUCAUGUGUUAUAUGUUCAAUGUAGUAAAAUUUAAAACACACAAAGCAAGAGGCAGCCACACAAAUCACACGUACUCCCACAACUCAAAAAUGGCCACAUUGGUUUAAAAACAAAUAAACACACAAACAAAAGAACACAUUUAACUUCUUUUCUAGUCAGUGGAGCAAUGUAUGCUCAGUGCUCUAGCAAACACUAAAGAGGAAAAUUAAUCAUAGCUAAUGCCCCAGCUGAUAAUGUGUCCACAGAGUCCUUCGCUGCCCAGCCUCCUGCUCUGCUCACUGGGCCAUUGUUCCCAGCCUCCAUAACCGAAAAGGCUGGGAACUGGUAGAGAGGCUCAGGCAUGUUUGCUUUAGUGCUUUGGAAUGGUGCCUCCCCGAGGGCUGGACCCAGGGAGAAGCAGCAUCUCAAACACACAGCAGACACCACUGUCCCUCGCAGUGGACUCAGCAGAAUUUAAACAAGAUGUCUGGCACCCUUCCAAAAGGGGGUUCAAGCUAGUGUGAAUGCCAGCUGCACUCACAGGCAGCAACACUGUGUGUUUGCAGAGCUAGCUGUGGAUGCCAUCGUGACUGUGACUGCUGUGGAUGCCAGCACAGUGUGUCUGUGACUGCUGCGGACACCGUCACACUGAGACUGUGACUGUGACUGCUGCAGAUGCCAUCACCCUGUGACUGUGACUGCUGUGGAUGCCGUCACUCACACUGUGACUGCUGUGGAUACCAUCACACUGUGACUGUGACUGCUGCAGAUGCCCAUCACACUGCGACUGUGACUGUGACUGCUGUGGAUGCCAGCACAGUGUGUCUGUGACUGCUGCGGACACUGUCACACUGAGACUGUGACUGUGACUACUGUGGAUACCAUCAUACUGUGACUGUGACUGCUGCAGAUGCCAUCACACUGUGACUGUGACUGUGACUACUGUGGAUACCAUCAUACUGUGACUGUGACUGCUGCAGAUGCCAUCACACUGUGACUGUGACUGUGACUACUGUGGAUACCAUCAUACUGUGACUGUGACUGCUGCAGAUGCCAUCACACUGUGACUGUGACUGUGACUACUGUGGAUACCAUCAUACUGUGACUGUGACUGCUGCAGAUGCCAUCACACUGUGACUGUGACUGUGACUGCUGUGGAUACCAUCAUACUGUGACUGUGACUGCUGCAGAUGCCAUCACACUGUGACUGUGACUGUGACUGUGACUGUGACUGCUGUGAACACCAUCACACUGUGACUGUGACUGCUGCAGAUGCCAUCACACUGUGACUGUGACUGUGACUGUGACUGUGACUGCUGUGGACACCAUCACACUGUGACUGUGACUGCUGCAGAUGCCAUCACACUGUGACUGUGACUGUGACUGUGACUGCUGUGAACACCAUCACACUGUGACUGUGACUGCUGUGGACACCAUCACACUGUGACUGUGACUGCUGCAGAUGCCAUCACACUGUGACUGUGACUGCUGUGGACACCAUCACACUGUGACUGUUAAGGAUGCCAUCACACUUCCGACUACUUUCCUUUCCUGACCAGUUCCUUUGCUGUUGCUUUAUUGAUUCUGCAAGAACAUGACUGUGUUUCCAAUGCCUAACAACUUCUCAGUUAUUUGCCUAAACAAUGUCCAAGAACUACAACUAACUAUGUAGUUAAAAGUGACCUUGACUCUUGAUCCUCCUGCCUCUGUCUACCAAAUGCUGGCAGUGCAGACAUGAACCACCAUGCCUAAUUCAGGCUCCACUUUCUUUUCUACUCCAAACCUCCAUCUUUUCUGCCUUGAAAAAAUGCUGAGUACUAUUUUUUUUAAGUAGGUAUGUGAGAAGCAGCAAUGUAACAAACACCCUGUUGGCACUGAAGUCUGAUUGACUUGGAUUAAGUUCUGGUCGGUGGGCAGCGACUUGGGUGGUCUGUUACCCUUUUGGGAAGCAAGCAUUUACCCCAAAGUGUAUGUUGAAGACUGAAGAAAAGUUUAACAGAAUCUAACCAAUCCAUGUGCUUUAUCUUUUUUUUUAAAUAAAAAUAAAAACCUAGAAAAUGUUCCUUUCUAAA